This is a messenger RNA of Saprolegnia diclina VS20, 507 nucleotides long. RefSeq lists its product as hypothetical. The coding region runs from base 1 to 507 and encodes 168 amino acids. The transcript is spliced from 2 exons. The record is from RefSeq and is a predicted model, not a curated record. Lineage: Eukaryota; Oomycota; Saprolegniomycetes; Saprolegniales; Saprolegniaceae.
AUGACCCCGUGGAUGAUCCAUGUGCUCUAUAUGACGCUCUUCAUGCUUCUGGAGGUCGCCUUCCGCCGCUGCCUGAAGUCGCCAUCGACCAGCGACCCGGUCGGCAGCCUCUUCCCGCUGCUGCUGCCGAGCCCACGGAGUACCCGACCAAGCAUGGCGCCUGCCUUGAGCAUGCUCCGACCUCGCGAGCCGCUGGUGCGAAUCGUGCGGCGCGUCCUAUGGCAGACGCUCGAGCGACUGAGCGUCCAUCGCGGAGCUGGCAUUGACGACGUCCUUCGCGACCUCACGGCGCUGCACUUUCGACUGGCGGGCGAUCCGACACACUUGGCAGCGUCCUUGCCAACGCUCCGCCAACUCCAAGCCCGCGCUGCGUCUGCGGUCCUGCCCCAAGUCUCCUCGGAGAUGACGGCGCUCUGCACGGCGAUCGAGGCGCUUGCGGCACCGCCCCAACAAGGCCUCUGUCGCCCCAAGCAGCGCGCCAUCCCGCUCUUUCCAGCUGCUGCAUGA